Drosophila melanogaster (fruit fly) is the source of this 1983-nucleotide messenger RNA. RefSeq lists its product as uncharacterized. Gene Ontology annotation, cellular component: extracellular region. The transcript has 4 exons. Lineage: Eukaryota; Metazoa; Arthropoda; Insecta; Diptera; Drosophilidae. The record is from RefSeq and is marked reviewed. Gene Ontology annotation, molecular function: metallocarboxypeptidase activity; zinc ion binding. Bases 410 to 1747 code for a protein of 445 amino acids. Gene Ontology annotation, biological process: proteolysis.
UCCAUUUACGCGACGAUCGCUUAAAAGAUCGGUCGUCGGUCAGCGCAAACAUUUACAACACUCUGGGCUUUGUUUUUGUUGUUGUUUUGUAAUUCUCGGUUUCGUUUGUUGUGUUUUUUUUUAUUUUUUUUUAAUUUUAAAUAAUUUUUUUUUUGAAUAACGGAUCCCUUGCGCCGACAGAGCGGCAAUAUAAAAUUGAAGCACAUACAAUCAGCAUUUAGUCGAAGUUUGCAGCUUGCCCAGCGACACACUCUCCCACACACGCACACAAAAAAAACACACACACACAUAUAUAUAUUUGCAAAGUGCACUCUCUUCCGAAGAGCCGGCAACAGGAAGAAGAAGAAGAACAGGCGCAGCCUCGCAAUCAACAAAAAACAGUCAAUCUGCUGAUAGCAACAACGCGACAAUGACGCAAAAAACUAUGUUGCUGCAGUUGCUGCUCCUUGUGGCAGCCGUAGCAGCCAGCUUGGCCAACGAGUUGCCCUCCAAUCUCACACUGCUGGAUGCCAACGAGAUACCGCAACGGUACGAUGAGGCGCAGCUCUGGAGGAUCUACAACAUCUCGGAGGCGAUGCAAAAGCGUGUGCCCGUGGGCCAAAUGCUGGAGCAGAAGUUCGGUGGCAAUAUCUGGAAGGAGAACUCCAAGUUUCUGGACAUCUCCAUUGCCAGGGAUCAACUGAAGGCCGCCCGCAGCUUUCUAUCCGCCCAUCGUCUGGAUCCCCAGAUUCUCUCCCACAACAUUCAAUCCAUGAUCGACGAGGAGCUUCUCGAAGGCAUUCAGUCCAGUUCGUUUGGUCACGGAAGGAGAACGAAAAAGGCCGCCAGGAGCAGCAUGCACUGGAAGGACUAUCACGAUCUGGAGACCAUCUAUAGCUUUAUGCGGGAGAUCCGCACCAAAUUCCCCAACAUCGUGCGACUAUACACCAUUGGCCAAACGGCCGAGGGACGCGAUCUGAAAGUGCUUAGAAUCUCGGAGAAUCCCCGCGAGAACAAGAAGGUGUGGAUCGACGGCGGCAUCCACGCCCGCGAAUGGAUCAGCCCCGCGACGGUGACCUUCAUCCUGUACCAGCUGAUGUCCGACUGGGAGAACCAGCCGGCGCACAUUCGCGGCCUCACCUGGUACAUAAUGCCAGUGAUGAAUCCCGAUGGCUACGAGUACAGUCGAACAACGAAUCGCCUGUGGCGCAAGAAUCGCUCGCCAUCGCGUCGCGCCCAGUGCAGCGGUGUGGAUCUCAACCGUAACUUCGACAUCGGCUGGAAUGGCUAUGGCUCGUCGACGAAUCCGUGCAGUGAUACGUACCGCGGAUCCGCGCCAGCUUCGGAGCGGGAAACGCGAGCGGUGGCCGAGUUUUUGGCCAAGCGGAAGUACAAUCUGGAAUCGUAUUUGACCUUCCACAGCUACGGACAGAUGAUUGUUUAUCCGUGGGCCUACAAGGCCGUCAAGGUCAAGGAUGCCAGUGUCCUGCAGCGAGUGAGCAGUUUGGCCGCGGAGCGAAUCCUCCAGAAGACGGGCACUUCGUACAGGGCAGCGGUCACCCAUGAAGUUUUGGGAAUCGCAGGCGGUGGCUCCGAUGACUGGAGCCGCGCCGCGCUUGGUGUCAAAUAUGUGUACACCAUCGAGCUGAGGGAUCGUGGAGCCUACGGAUUUGUCCUGCCGCCGCGUUUCAUCAAGGACACAGCUCUCGAGGGCUGGACAGUGGUCGAGACGGUGGCGCAGGCUAUUGGCCCCAGCUCGUCCGGUUGAAUGCCGCCCCAUCUUCGCCGCCGAGUCUCGGUGUAAUUUGUAAACUCUGUCGCUUUUUUUACACCCCCCCUCCACCUUGUAUAAUGUGAAAACUCUGUGUGUGCAUGAAGGAUUAUUUAUGUUGGUUUGGAUGUCUGAUUUGGUGACUGAGAGUGAGUGUGUGUUUUGGGUGGGCUGCUGUAUCCUUUGAAUCCUGUACGGCGGGCAAUAAAUGAAUCCUCGCUAUUUAUUACUAC